Messenger RNA from Lycium ferocissimum, 4600 nucleotides. RefSeq lists its product as uncharacterized. The transcript is spliced from 7 exons. Gene Ontology annotation, biological process: nuclear-transcribed mRNA catabolic process, nonsense-mediated decay. NCBI's taxonomy places the organism in Eukaryota, Viridiplantae, Streptophyta, Magnoliopsida, Solanales, Solanaceae. Bases 182 to 3820 code for a protein of 1212 amino acids. The record is from RefSeq and is a predicted model, not a curated record.
ACUUUGUCCGUUUCUCGUCUUCGACGUCUCAACGCCAUAAAAUUAUCAGCAUAUAUUCGUCCUCCGACCGCUACAUAGAGCUGUAUUAGCGAGGGCUGUAUGAGCAUUACCAGUUUUAGAUUUUUGAUGGACGAUACUAUUAAAAUUAUACACAUGUGAAUUCUGUCCUUUAUCUGUUUCGAUGGACUCCUCAAAACCUAAUCCCCAAUCCAUGCGAGUUCUAAUUCGACCUCCAAUUCCACCUUCUCACUCUCAAACUCCACCUAUACCCCCUUCUCCCCAUCCACCUGCCACCUCACCCUCUCCAUUACAAGGCGUCGUUGUUGUUGGUUUCAUCGGUAAACGCAGCGAUGACGUGGCUUACUUAAUGAACAGGAUUAUUGAUUCUAAUGUGUUUGGCAACGGGGGUUUAGAUAGGUCAAUUUUUGAUGAGAAGAAGACUGAUGAGAUGAAGAGUUGGUUUGAGUGUAGGAAUGUAAGUUAUUAUCAUGAUGACGAAAAGGGGAUUUUGUUUUUGCAAUUCGCUUCAACUAGCUGUCCUUUGAUGGAACGAAAUUUGGAGUCUAACAUGGGAUUUGAUUCAUUAUUGGAAGAUUAUGAAUAUGGUGAUCUCCAAGCUAUGCUCUUUAUGUUCUCUGUUUGUCAUGUUGUGGUUUUUAUCCAAGAAGGGUCACGCUUUGACACACAGAUGCUGAAGAAACUUCGUGUCUUGCAAGCAGCUAAACAAGCAAUGACUCCAUUUGUGAAGUCACAAUCUCAGUCACCCGCUGGAUCUGACUCCCCUUUUGCAUCUCCAUCACGUAGAGCUGCAUCAGGAAGAUCAUCUAACAACCCUUCGCCUGUCAAAAGUCGUGGCAUUUUUAACCGAAAUAAUUCAGCAAUUACUCUGAUGUCAGGUUUAGGUUCAUAUACCUCUUUAUUACCCGGGCAAUGUACUCCAGUUACACUUUUUGUUUUUCUUGACGAUUUUGCUGAUGAUUAUCAUAGCUCUAGUGUUGAGGAGCCAGCUGAUAUGUCCUCAGCGAAUCAAUCAUCAAGUGUUGGUACCUCAGCUCGGCCAAGCUUGGCUCCAAAAGGUUCUGGUUCUGUGGUUGUGCUUGCACGUCCUGUGAGUAAAUCGGAAGGCGGGUUCAGGAAGAAAUUGCAGUCUUCUCUGGAGGCACAGAUUCGUUUCUCCAUUAAGAAAUGCCGGACACUAUCAGGUUCUGAAACUGGUCAUACAGGUUCAAGAAGCGGGGGUGUUUCAAAUUCUUCAACGCUGUUUUCCCUUGAUGCAUCAAAGGCUGUUGCACUUUUAGAUAUAACGUCUAAUAAGAGAGGUGAAUCCCUUGAAUUUGCCACUGGCCUUGUGGAAGAUGUUCUGAAUGGGAAAGCAACCUCAGAUUCUUUUUUGCUUGAAAGUCAUAGUCAGAGUGCAAAUAGAGAAGACUUACUUUCCAUCAAGGAGUUCAUCUGCAGGCAGACUGAUAUAUUAAGAGGAAGAGGGGGUGUGGUUUCCAAUACUAACAGCGGUCCAGCUUCUGGUGUUGGCAUGGUUGCUGUUGCUGCAGCAGCAGCUGCUGCUUCUGCUUCUGCUUCUGGAAAGACAUUUACUUCUCCUGAACUUCCACAUUUGGAGAAAUGGUUAUCUUCUACUCAGCUUAUUCUCCAAGCGAUCCUGUCAGCAAAACAUGCCGUUUUAGAUGAGACUGAAAUUAGUAAGAGGAAUAUGCGACAAAGAAAUUCCAGUUCACCACCUCUUGAAGGAAAUGCUUCAAAAGUUUCAGAUCCACUUGAAAUUGCAAUGUCUUUUCUGGCGAGUGGUAGAGGGAUAAAUGCUAGGUUUUCUGCUUUAUGGUGCCAAAAGGCCCUUCCAGUAGCUAAGGAGACAUAUUUAAAUGAGUUACCUCCGUGCUACCCAACUUCUCAGCAUAAGGCCCAUUUGGAGAGGGCUCUACAUGUUUUCAAUUCAAUGGUCAAGGGACCAGCUGUACGAUUUUACUUGCAAAAACUGGAAGAUGAAUGCACAUCCAUCUGGACUUCUGGCAGGCAACUAUGUGAUGCUGUUAGCCUCACAGGAAAACCAUGCAUGCACCAAAGGCACGAUGUAGAAACUAGUGGUUUAUGUUCAAGUGAUGAGAUUAAGCCACAUUCCAGUGGGUGUGUCUUCCUCCAUGCAUGUGCAUGUGGUCGUUCAAGACUCCUGCGGCCAGAUCCUUUUGAUUUUGAAACAGCAAAUGUUACUUUUAUUCGUUCCAUGGAUUGUGACAAGCUUCUUCCCACAAUUCAGUUACCCCAAGGAAAUGAUACAGGUGGGCCCAUUCAGCCCUCAGCUUGGAGUUUAAUUCGAGUUGGGAAUGCAAGAUACUACCAGCCGUCUAAAGGUUUGAUGCAGAGUGGCUUCAGUUCUACCCAAAAGUUUCUUCUAAGGUGGACUAUCCUUCUUGAGAAGCCAAAAUAUGAGAAUGGACUGCUAUCAAGCAAUUCAGAGCAAGCCAAUAUAAAUAGGCUCAGUAGCAAUGCCAGGGAUGAGCCUAACACUGAUUCAGGCAUAGAGAAGGCUGGUGCUUUGAGUGUGCAAAAUGGAUAUCAAAUCCAAAAGAAGUCUUCUGCAGGAAAUAUCAAAACAGAUGAUAAAGUAAAUAAUGUUGGUAAAGGAGUUUCCAACUUUAGUAUGAGAAAAGCUUUUUCUGAGGUGGUAGCUGGUUCAACCACUGCGAAUUCAGGAUUUCCUCCGCUACAAUCAAAUAGACAAAUUAUGUUAAAUUCAGAAAAGAACAUUAAGCAAAAAAGUGCAAGGGAUGGGGGUAGAGAGAAGGUUAAUGAAAUUAGUGACGAACUAGUAUCAGAAAAAGUUGCAGUAAUUCCUGCUAUUCAUGAAGCAAAGAAUGGUAGUACUAUUGUUUCUAACGAUGUCACUAAAGGUAAUCAAAUUUUCCAGAUAGGUACACAUAUGGAUUCAACGAAGAUGAAUAGAAUUGAGAAGACCAGAUCAGUUACCUCUUCUAAGCAUGCAACAAUUUACAUUGGAUUUGAGCAUGAGUGUCCCCGUGGCCACCGCUUUAUAUUAACUGCAGACCAUCUCAACAGACUUGGUUCUCCUUAUGCAUUGCCUGUAGAAUCUGUCACAUCUUCAUCUUUGGAAAAUAUAGAUCAUAAGGGGGUAAGUCCCUCCAGAGGGGGUAAGAAUGGCCAUGGCAAAGGCCGCCGGCUGGCAAAUGGCAUGAUAUCUACUUCCUCUAGGAAGGUUAGGAAUCAGGAAAAGUCAAAAGAGGGGUUAGAUGAUGGAAAUUCAAAUAUAGAAGGGCCAGGUCAAUUUUCCAGGCAUCCAGUACAUGCUGCGUCAGGGAAAGAUCUUGAAACUGGUCUUCAAUCUCUAAAUCUCGAUGACUCUGGCUAUGCUACCUCCUUGUUAGAUAGAAGUUUGCCCAUAUACAUGAACUGCCCGCAUUGUAUGGAAUCGAAGGGUAUGAAUGACCCAGCAGAUGUGAGAUUUGCAGGAACCAUUUCACAGCUCCAGAGGAUCUUUCUGGUUACACCUCACUUCCCUGUCAUUUUAGCAGCAAACCCAGUCAUACAGUUUGAGGAGGCAUGUCUCCCUCCAUCCGAGCCAGACCGUAAAAAGAAGUUGCAGUUCUCUCUUGGAUGUCAAGUAAUUUUACCCCCAGAGAGUUUUCUGUCACUUAGACUACCUUUUGUUUAUGGUGUACAGCUGGAAAAUGGAAACCUCCAUCCUCUUAUGCCUUUUGAACAGCAGCCCCAACUCACUGCCUGGAUAGCCAAAGGCACAACAUUGCAGCUUGUAUCCAAGGAUAGCAAUCAUGAUGAACUUUUCACAUAGUCCGAUGGAUGAAAUCUAAUCUGACGGUGUUGACUGAAUUUUAUUAAGCAUUUUGAACUGCAGUUCUUGGACAGUUCUCUGCCAUCAGGUGGGAAAUACAAUUUGCCCGAAUGCAUGGGAAGAGCGGAGAAAGUUUCCUCUGCUUAGGUGGGUUUAUUAUGCUAUCGCUUGGCAGACCCGGUGAUAGCUGUGAGAGUGGCAGGCGCUUUGGAACUUUUUGUUGAAAUACCAGGAUCAAUGCAUGUCUAUUCAACAUUGGCAUCCGAUGAUCUCGGGCUUUUGCUUGGGUUCAGCUACAGUAAGCAAAAUGAAAGAGAUCAGCAUAUGCAGAACCCCUCUUGGAAUUCUUUGAAGAAUGUAUCUCUAGCGAGCAGGGAUCUUUGUAUCCUUGAAGCCCUACCGCUGUUAUAAACACUUGUAAGUUAAAAACCUGUGGUAUGAGGUUGAUAAUAGUAGGAUCAUUGCAUUAAGAUUAUGGCCUGCUAGUAGAGCUCUAGUUCUCAGGGUGAUUAAAUUCCAUUAUAAGUUAAUUAAACGAUGCUGAUUACACCAUUAUGGCUUCCAUAUAAUAUCUAGAUGCGCGUUAUGGCUUCAUUAUUUGAGGUUUAUUCAGACCGGACUUCUUCAUUUGUGCGCUUUUUGUCAUCGAUAAUAUUUCAAUACUGAAGUUCAGUAGUUUGAAUACUAGUUUGAUCAUCAGUACUUGUAAAUAUUGAAUUUUAGUAUUUUAAAAACUCGUUUUACGAGUAUUUAAGUAUAAGCUAAUGGUUUUCUGUUCUA